AUGUGUGCAUCAGAUUUAGAUCAUCCCCAUUGGCAAACUCAUGGUCAUUCGCCUAUGCAUAUGCCUUACAAUAAUGAUAUAUAUGCCCAACAGCAAAGAGAGCCUCAUUUAGAUGCGCCUAAUAUUGAUUACCAAGCACGUGAUUCAAACCAUCAUAAUAGGAAAUCAUACGAAUCAACAGAUUUGCAAACAAAUAUUUCUUUUUAUGAUUCUCGUGCGUCUCAAGAUGAGCCACCACCUUACGAAAAUCGCUUUUAUGACCAGUGUAGUGCCACAACAACACAAUCAUCAAACAUAUCCAUACCUCAAGUUCCACCAUCAGCGCAUGAACCGAAAACACGUUGGGAUGAUCCAAAUCAUCUUCAAUCAAGCCAAAACAUACCUACUCGUGAUUCAGAAGGUCACAUAAAUGAUUUUCUCGCUUCGACAAUUACGAAUCGCAUCUUAUAUGGUUCACUAAACACAGAAGACACAAGAGGACAUCACGCUGCUCAAAAUUUCGAUAUACUUCGCACUGCGUCCCUCGAGAAUUUGCUUCGAUGGCGUGACGAGGCUCGUGCUUUAAAACACGUGGAUCGCGAACAGACCGUUACGAACGAGAUUCAUCGUCGUUUUAAUGCAAAUAAAUCAUAA
Rotaria sp. Silwood1 is the source of this 633-nucleotide messenger RNA. The record is from the annotation of a GenBank genome assembly. NCBI's taxonomy places the organism in Eukaryota, Metazoa, Rotifera, Eurotatoria, Philodinida, Philodinidae.